CCGCUCCGCAACCAGCUAUUUCUAAUUUCCAACAGCUAUGCAGUCAAUUCGGGCGUGGAAGGCAGCGGGUGUCUCGCAUGUUGCCUCGUCUAUGCGCUACUACUCCAUGAGGCGUGAUGCCGUCCGCCCAGUACGCGGUAUGGUUGAUCGACUCGGGCUUGCCUACCGCAAGUACGAGCAGAUCACCGAUGCUGGACGCAAGGCUGUCGAGUCCUUCGGGUUCCAGCCGAUCACAACGCCUAUUCUCGAAUACUCCUCGAUAUUCGAGCGGUCUCUGGGGCAGGACUCGGAUGUGGUCGGGAAGGAGCUGUACAAGUUCCAGGACUCGAGCAGCGACUGGAUGACCAUGCGUCCCGAGGGCACAGCAGCCGUGGUGCGCGCUGUGAUCCAUAAUGCGCUGACAGCGAGCUUGCCGCAGAAACUAUACUACUCAGGGCCCAUGUUCCGCCAUGAGCGGCCGCAGAAAGGCCGACUGCGUCAGUUUGAACAGUUCGGGGUAGAGGUGAUCGGUAUCUCGCAUCCGGCUUCUGAUGUUGAGUGCAUCGAGUCAGCAUGGAACUUUUUGAACAGUCUUCCUCUUGCAGGCGACCUGGAGCUGCAGAUAAACACCAUCGGCGAUGCGGAAUCGCGAAUGGCAUACCGCCAAGGACUGACCGCCUAUUUGAGCGACUUCAAGGAGGACUUGUCUGAAGACAGCCGGAGGAGGCUCACAACCAAUCCGCUCCGGAUCUUGGACUCGAAGGACGAGAAUGACAAGAAGAUUCUGCUCCGUGCACCGAAGCUGGCCACAUACAUGAGCGACAAUUCGCGCGAUCACUUUAAUUAUGUCUGCAGGGGGCUUGAGGCCUUGGGUAUUCCGUACAAAGUCAACGACAAGCUCGUGCGCGGCCUCGAUUACUACCAGCACACGGUAUGGGAGGUGGUCUGCAAUUCACAGGGCUUGGGCAAAUCGCAGGCAACGAUUCUGGCUGGCGGCCGGUAUGAUGGGCUGGUCGAAACGAUGGGUGGACCAAAGCUGCCUGGGAUCGGCUGGGCUGCCGGAAUUGAUCGCCUGGCGCUUCUUGUUGCUGACCAAAAGGUUCAGCUUCCGCCAGCGCCUAUCCCCGUCCUGAUAAUUCGGAAUGGCACCCAGACCGAAGGCUCUGAACUGAACAAGCACACCAUUGAUCAGUCACUGUACAAUUAUGCUAUGAAGGUUGCGCAGGUCAUUCGCCAGAAGCACAAAUCGUUCGUGUACCAUCCCAUCAUCAAUCCUCAAAAGAAGGUCGUGAGCAGCAUAGCGUCACACCCACCAGUCUCGAAGCAGUUGGCGCAUGUGCUUGGAGCCGAUCUUAUACCGCAAAAGGUUGUUCUCGUGGGUGGCGAUGAAAUGGAGAGUUCAUCUGUAGUUUUGCGCGACACAGAAACAAAAAAGCAGACCAAGAUGAGCCUGGACGAGGUCUUGACUGCUUUGUCGUAGAUUUGUCGCUUGAUAAUAAUAAUUCAGUCAUGUGGUUGGGUCGACAUUACAAUCAGUGUCAAUAAAU
Molecule: messenger RNA, 1526 nt
Organism: Linderina pennispora
Lineage: Eukaryota; Fungi; Kickxellomycota; Kickxellomycetes; Kickxellales; Kickxellaceae
Product: histidyl-tRNA synthetase
Exons: 1
Coding region: 38-1459 (473 amino acids)
Biological process (GO): histidyl-tRNA aminoacylation
Cellular component (GO): cytoplasm
Molecular function (GO): histidine-tRNA ligase activity; ATP binding
Source: RefSeq, a predicted model, not a curated record